CGCCGCCGAUGGCCGAAGCCUGGAGGCUGGAGGAGGACGAGGAGGAGCUGCGGGAGCUCGGCAGGAGGCACCGGAGGGUCGCGCUGAGCUCGGCGGCAGUGAGAGCAAACUUUUCAGUUGAAGUCACUCUUAGCAACAAGAUGCUUUGAAGAAGCUUGCAAAAUAAACAGAGGAAAAUAAUGGCUCUACUUAGUAUCGCUCAGAAAGAAAUAAACCAGACUGCCGCUCUUCAGGCCAAGGACCUUUGUCAUCCAUAAGAGCGGCAAUCAAGAGAUCACUCAUGAAUAGUGCACAUCCAAAAUGCCCUGUCGAAGAGCUUCUCGGACCUCUAGCCAUAGUGAUCAACAGAGGGAUAGAAGGCGCCCUGAAAUUACAAUAGUUGCUGCUGAACCCCUCCGGCCAUCCUCCUGGUUUCCAGGUGCAAGUCCUGUCACUCCUCAAGGAUUAGGAUUCCCUUCUGCUUCAUCUCAUGCUCAGUGGAGGAGAAAUGAGCAUCUUCCAGCUGAGCUUCCGCCAUCGUACGAGCAGGUGAUAAAAGAAAUCAAUCAAGUGCAAGUCAAUACAACAAAUAACAAUAAUGCUGCUGCUCCUAGACAUACCACUACUUCUGCAACACAAACUGACUUUCCAGAGGAACUAAUCAGUCAUUUGCCAGGAAAUAAUGUAAAAACAAGUGUGCCUGCACACCGGGAAUCUGCAGUCUGCCGAGCAGGGCAGAGUCCUCUUAAACCUCCUAGACCUCCUGUAUCUCUUCUGAGUAAGUCUUCUGCAGAAAAUGAGAAUCCCUUAAUAGUCUUCGAAAAUCCUGAAGGUCAGAGGUGCCAAGAAAAUCCCAGUGCUGUGAUAUGUCCUGUGCCAAAGCCAAGAUCAAGAAGCAAUCUCAGACCUGUGGUCAAAAGUACUGAAAGUAAGAUAGACAGUGAAGAAGAAGUGAACCAGUCUACUGCAAAACAGCAGCAGCCUCCAAUUCAGCAGUCGCCUCUUCUAGAUGAAGACAGCUUACUAGACAAUCACCUGGUGAUGGACAGCAUGAGUACAGAAAGGAGCCAAAAUAGUAUUGUUUCAAGGAUCAAAGUUUUUGAAUCCCAAGGCGCUAAUGAUACCUCAGGAUUAUCAAAAAAGCCAGAAAUUGCCCCUCGUUCGUUUGUCCCAAGAUCUGUUACUACAAAGAAGCCAGUGAUUGCUCCAAAGCCAGGGGUGGGCAGAAUUUCAGAAGAGUGGGAUGCAUGGACCGAAAGCAAAUCAACACCUUCCAAGGAAUUGCAGCCUCAGCCUGAAAUAGUUGGGAGCAGUGUUGUAACCAAACCUGAACUGCCAAAGAAGCCAAAACCUGGCCUUGUUAAAAGUAGCAGUAGUGAUUUUCUCGAUGCAAGGAGUGGAUCAGUUGCAGAAAACAGUGAUGGACAAAAGAGAUUUCCUGUUCCUGCUCCAAGGCCUCUUGUUCCUAAAAAGUCAUGUUACUCAGAAAAUCCUGCUCUUUCUUUGGCCUCACUUAAACCAGUUGCUGCUCCUCCACGGCCUUCUGUAUCUGCCCAAGAAAAAGUUUUUAAGUCUCUGGGGGAAUUGUCCCCUGCAGCCAACUCCUCAGCACCUGCUUUGCAAAAUAAACUAGAUGUGGAAGGAGAUUUGAUCAGUUUUGAUGAUGAUGACGUUUUACCCCUAAGUCCAGCUGGUGGAGUUAAAGAUAGCAUCAGUUCUGAAGCAGCAGCAGAUCCAUUUCAGUUCCUUACCAAAAAUGAACCUGCCAAGGAACAGAUGGCUCAACCAGCUUUAGCUCGGAAACCCACUGUGAUCCGAAUCCCAGCUAAACCCGGGAAAUCUUUAAAUGACAUCCCACAUAGCCCUCCACCACUUCCUGCUGAAAAGCCUAUUGGGAAUACAUCCAGUAUCACAGUGGGGAAACCCAACAGUGGUGACCUAGUGAAAAAAGGGGAGUUGGAUCACUCAGAACAGGGUGGAGUGCCUCAGCUAGAGCCUUUACUACCCCCAAGGCCUGUGGAUGGAAAAAUUAUACCUGCUCGACCUCCCCCACCUAAAAGUGUUCCUGGAAGGCCACCUCCACCAAAAUUCUCUGCAGCCAAGACCUCCUCCCAGAAGGAUGUUCUUUCGCGAUCUAGUUCUGACAUCGCUUCUGAUAAAAAAAACAACAAGUUCAGGUUGGGACCUAAGAGAGCAAAAAGUGCAGUCUUUAGAAGUCCAGAUCCAGCAUUACCUCCUAGACCUAAACCGGGUCAUCCUCUCUACAAUAAAUACAUGCUGCUUGUGUCUCAUGGAGUUGCUAAGGAAGAUUGUCUUCCCAGGAACGCCGGAGAACUGUCCUGUAAGGAUUCAAACCACCCUCCAAAAGCUUCUGACACAAGUGCACCUCAUGCUGUAGUCCUGCAUGAUUUUCCUGCAGAGCAUGCUGACGACUUGGACCUUCAUUCUGGAGACAUUGUUUGUCUUUUGGAGAAAAUUGAUACCGAGUGGUACAGAGGAAAAUGUGGGAAUCGCACAGGGAUAUUUCCUGCCAACUUUGUUAAAGUGGUUAUUGAUGUUCCAGAAGAAGCCAACAGGAAGAAAAUACCCUCUUCAUCACGAUGUAUCAAAGGUCCAAGAUGUGUAGCACGAUUUGAAUACAUUGGAGAUCAGAAAGAUGAGCUCAGUUUUUCAGAAGGUGAAACUAUUAUCCUGAAAGAAUAUGUAAAUGAAGAGUGGGCCAAAGGAGAGCUCAGAGGCACAUCUGGAAUUUUCCCCUUGAACUUUGUGGAAGUAAUUGAAGAUCUGCCUGGAACAGGUACAGAAGCAGCACUGAAGAAUAAGGAGGUUUCAUCUUCCCUUCCUCAGAACAACAGACGCUCAGUAGAGUGGUGUGAAGCGCUUCACGAUUUUACAGCAGAAACCAAAGAUGAUUUAUCCUUCAAAAAGGGAGACUACAUCCAAAUACUGGAACAAGUAGAUUUGGAGUGGUAUAGAGGAAGACUGAAUGGAAAGGAAGGGAUUUUCCCAGCAGUUUUUGUUCAGACCUGCUCAGCCAGGGUAGAGCUGUCACAGCCUGGAGGAGGGAAGAAAGGAAAAGCCAAAGCUCUUUAUGAUUUUCAUGGAGAAAAUGAAGAUGAGCUUUCCUUCAAAGCAGGUGACAUGAUAACAGAGCUGGAAUCUGUAGAUGAGGACUGGAUGAGUGGAGAGAUACUAGGAAAGUCUGGGAUAUUUCCCAAGAACUUUGUUCAGAUUUUAAAAACACCGUGAAGUGUUGCCUUUGUAAUACUCCCUGCGUGUGGGAGAGAAUGUUUUCUACCCUAAAGGCACAGCAAAGACAUCAACGAGUGUUGAUUAUCAAUGUUUUGCACUACUUUUUCUAGACAGUCAUAGUAGUAUCUUGAAGUCAGAUAAGAAAAUUUGAGUCUUUUGUGACAGUGUAUGUAGUCAUGUUUCAUGAAUGCUCAGAGAGCAAAACAAGCAGGCUCUUAGCCAUUUCCAACUAGGGAAAUACUGUGGUGCAACACCAUUUUAACUUAUAUAGCAUUCUAGUAUGUUUACUCUCUGGUAUUACAUUUAUCAUGCACAAAGUCUGCAUAACACAAGCUGCUUUGGCCUUCUUUGAACUUCUUAAGAUCCAGACUUUAAAAAUUGUUUUAAUAUAUAAUUACAGCACUCAGUAUGUAGAUGAAGUUUGAUAUUCAGGUUUCAUUACUGCUUGAGUUCCACAUUAGCAGUAGAAUCCACUUGUUUUAUGACUUAGAGGAUAAGAAAAAUAACUGGUAUUUCAUAGUAGAAAAGUAUCAAAUCUAAUACUGGUAAGAGGGGAAAUGGAGAAAUAAAUCCUUGUGUAGUAUCCUUCUAUUCUUAGCCCAAACUGCUCAUACAGCAAGAUCACAGAAGUAAAAAUUUUAAGUGUUUUGCCUUUUAAUGAAUUCUGUUUAAAUUGGUAUGAAUCAUCUUAGACCUUCCUCACUUUCCCCAAAAUACUUUGCAAGUACAGGUUUAGUUUUUUCCUACUGCCCACUGAUCUUUGAGCACCAUCCUACCCUUCUUUCCCAGCUGAAGUUGGUGACAGUGUUUAUUGAGCUUUCUCAGAUCCAAGCCAUGGAGUAGCUGCACUAUUCCAACUAUUUGCCCCUCCACUCCCCUCAUGGAAGUGGAAAGCCGGUGUUCACUCAGUCUGCAUUUUAUUUGUCACUCAAGCACUGGAACAUACUUCAGUAACACUAUUCCUAUCCUUAACAUGAAGGGUAUUAUACAGCCUUGGGUUUAGUUUUCAGCAGACAUGGGAUUAGUUUCCAGUUUGUUGCCACAUACCAAAUACUCUGAGCAUCUUUAUAAAUGGUCUGUCAAGGCCUUAAGGAAAACAUGCCUGGCAAGAGGUUACUCCCAGCAGCUCUAACCAAGGCACUUGGUAAAAAGCAGCGGUGUAGCUUGACUGACCAACUAAAAUGGUUGAGGUAGUUUCACGUUAUAGGAACUUCCAAUAGUCAAUUCCUCUUUGUAAAUCUGGUUUCUGACAAAAUAGUUAAAUAGAAUCCUGAUUAACUGCUAAUUCCAUCAGACUGGGAUAGAAGAAAUUACGCUGCAAUUGCUUCUUUCACUGCUGCCAGUAUUCCACCCCUUCUGCACUGUAUCACAAAAAGGAACCUGUAGGCUGAUGAGUCAUUGCUCCAGAGACCUGCAGGUCACUGGGUAUCGAGAUACCUUCAACAAGACUUUCCUUCAUGGGCUUGGCAGUUCAGAUUGCAGAGGGGCCAACAGUUGGAGAUGGAUAGACUGGAAACCAGAAUCAUGAGAGACCUUGAGUUUGUUUUAACUUAGUCAUAUCCCUGCUGACAACUUCACUGGUGUGAGCUCUAAGCAUCACAGCAACAACUACCUGCUGCUAUGAGGGACUGGGGUGCACCUGAACUGGGGCCUAAGCAGGCUGGGGAGGGUGCACUGCCCUCCCUGUGCUCUGGUUACCAUCACAGCAGGCAGGAGUAGGCAUAGCCAGAACUGCAGGCAUCCCCCAGCAAGGAAUGGGCAUCCAUUCCCAGUGGGAGACUGGAGCGAGCCUGAGGAACCUGCAGGGCAGACACGGCACCGUUCACUCAGCAGGCACUGCUGGGCCACAGAACCUGCAAAGACAGACCCAGCCCCCCAGCUUUGUGUUCUGUUGUGUUUAAACUACACCAAUACGCUUCACACAACGGGGCAAUGAAGACCACACAAAGUUUUAAUGAGCUGAGGAACUGGACUUCUACUUCCAUUAGGGACUAACAUAGUAAAUAAAAUGCUGAAUUAGGUGCUGUUCUAGAAGGUUGGAAAUGCAACAAUGGGUACCAGCUGUUAUUUAGUUUUAGCAGCCCCAGGAAGCCUGUCCAGAACUCCUGUGGAAUCACAUGGAAGUCCACAGCCAAGGACAAUCCUUCCCACUCUCCCAAGUUUUCCUGUUAAGAGAUUCUAAAGGUUCUUGUUUAUUCCAAAAAAAACCAGUCAUCUCCUAGAGAAAUCCAAGGAAUAGCCAGGUCCUUCAAAGACAUACCGCACCAGUGUGGUGGUAGAUGAGGCUAAAGUGUAUGAUGUUUACUUACUGUUUGUCUGGCAGUUUUUUAAAGUUUUGAUACAAAUCUCAAAAAUAGAACUGAUUUUUUUAUAUUUUUUUUCAAUUUCCUCUUUCCCAUUUUUAUAGCUGUGUCUUAACCAGUUGUUUUUGUAACUUCACUGAAUGUUUAAGUCAGUGCCUGUUCAUUGACAAGACCACUCUGCUGUAUGUAAUCUCCUCCUCCCUGUGGGGCAGGGCAGGAGUAGCAGCAAGGCCUUUUACUCAGAGCACCGAGUGCCAUCUACGGGCUGCUCGCAUGGCUGCAGGCAGCUGAAACGGCGUCUGUGUGAACGCUGAAGCAAGGGAGAUGCUCGGCUUUUACAGGACAGGAUUUUCCUAAGACAGUGCCCAACACCGCCGUGAGACCGCAUACAGAUCACAGUGUAAAAUUCCUAAGGUGUACAAAAAAGCCGAGAACGAGGUGGAGUGCAAAUUUUAACUGCAAUGUAGUAGCAAAUUUCAGCUGUUAACCUUGAAAUCCAGCUAGAUCUCCAUGCAUUAGAAUAAGAGCCUCACCUACCAAAAUAUUUUGUUUGACCCAUCCUCUGGAAAUAUCUUCAGGAAGAUGUCUUUGUUCUCUGUACAAUGAACAGUGUCCUAAAUAAACCUUUGUUAAGUCCAGUAAGUUUGUUAUGGUACCUCUGUAAAUUAAGAAUGUAUUUAACCAAUAAAAUUUUUAUAAUUAAGUCA
Molecule: messenger RNA, 6241 nt
Organism: Poecile atricapillus (Black-capped chickadee)
Lineage: Eukaryota; Metazoa; Chordata; Aves; Passeriformes; Paridae
Gene: SH3D19
Product: SH3 domain containing 19
Exons: 22
Coding region: 301-3228 (975 amino acids)
Molecular function (GO): protein binding
Source: RefSeq, a predicted model, not a curated record